This is a messenger RNA of Acanthaster planci (crown-of-thorns starfish), 2015 nucleotides long. RefSeq lists its product as uncharacterized. The record is from RefSeq and is a predicted model, not a curated record. Lineage: Eukaryota; Metazoa; Echinodermata; Asteroidea; Valvatida; Acanthasteridae.
AGAGCAUCGGAGAGAGUACUGUCAACUGGGUUGAGGCUUAGACUUCUCUACGGCAAGUUGUCGAAACGUCGUCAAGUGAUCCAUCUUGGGAAGUAGGCCCAUUCAGUUGCAGUGUUAAUUAAUGGCUUGUUCUUCAGUUGAAAAACGAGAACACACCAUGCGAGUACAGUAUCAGUGAGUACAGCACCUCGUUCCCUCAGUGUGGAGCUGUAAAUUUGCUGUGCCGGGCUUAAUUAGUACCAGCAACUCCGAGAGGGGGUUCAAAACCAUAAACAUCUGUGCAAUCGGACGCCUGAAAAGUUUCACUCGUUUAGUUUAUCGCGCCGAAUUAGUGAGCCGGUCCGUCGCAACCAGGGAAGAAGAUGAUACCGGGAAGAAGUGAGAGAUCGUGGCUGUGCGUUGUUGCUGUCGUGUUGGUCCUUCUCCAGCUUACUCGGCAUGUUCACUCCCAGAGCUCGUCCCCGUCCCCGACAACGCCAAGCCCUGCCUCUUCCGCCGGCGGAUCCGUACCGCCUGGCACGGCUAGCGCUAGCGGGACCGUUGCUAGUGCUAUUUCCGCCGCGGCACCGUCAAGUGCAGGUGACAACUCGACAGAUACGCCUGCGAUGGCUGGUGCCAAUGAAACAAGUAAGGCCAAUACAGCCAUGCCAGCAGCGACCGGUAACAUCACCGCGACAGGGCUCACCAGCACCCAGAAAACCAUCAUUAUCGCCGCCUGCGCAGGCGGUGGAGGAAUCCUGAUUAUCGUCCUCACCGCUGGCCUCGUCUACUGUAAGGUCAAGGCGAACAAGCGCCGGAGAGUGCAGGUGACCACGGUUGGACCCCCGGUCGACGCUGCUGCGGCCGACUUGAGCGACCGUGGCCGAUAGGCCUUGGACCCUUGAGAACAAAGCACACGGGGGGGGUCACUGGUGGGGGGAGUGAGAUUGAAAUCUUGUGUUUUGUCCAUUUUUGGGUCAUGUCGUUCGGUUUUGAAUUAUUUAAAGAGAUUGUGAUUGGUCAACGCGUUGCAAACUUUUGGAGGCGCACUGUUGUGAAUCAUCCAUAUUCAAAAGAGAAAAAAAACCUACAAUAAAACCCCGAAGAAAUGAUUUAGAAGAUGAUUUUAGGGAGACAAGGUAAUUGACCGUUUGUUUGGGGUCGGAUUGCAUGGAAACUUACAGUCAUAAGAAGAGGCGUUCCCCGCAGUAAUGAAAGGUUUUUUGGAGGGGGGUAGUUAUGCUUAUUGUCUCUUUUAACCCUUCAAUGUACUUAUGUUUUUUUAAGACUGCAGAAUGGACGAACUCGGUAUUUCAAAAAAGGUAAGGUUUUUCGAGCAAAUCAGCGCGUGAGUCGAUACUGAUAGGACCGACCUUGCGCACGUGUAUUGCUGUUCUCAAGUGACCUCCGACGCGCUUCAAUUUGGGCUUGCGCUUUUGGAAUACCGGACUUGCUCACUGGGAAUUUUAGUUUCCUUUUAGUAGUUGUUUCAUUGGUUGAUGCACGUUCUUUAUCAAAUUUUGCUACCAUUUAAAACAGUGUCGUAAAUUUGUACAAAAACAAAACGCUGCCUGGUCAUGGAUAAUUGAAAGGGGGUAUGAAACCAUGUGAACCUGGGGGCGCUGUUCGUGAUACUGAUGUAGAGUACAUCCUUAACUUUACGCCAACAGCGAGUUAAAAGCUGUUUCUUUAUGUUUUCCCGUUUUCAGUUUUAAUGACUGGAUUUUGUUGACUGGGAAGUUCGUUUUCUCUCCACGAAAAAGUGGGAAAGAUUAAACAGCACCCCCAAAGUGGAAGAACACCCCCCAAAAAAGAAACUACCCGGGAAAUACAGCCCCAUCCCGGAAGAUUUACGCCCGUUUUUAAGAGACCCGUAGAGUGGUCCUGUCCUCAUGUUGCAUAUUGGUUUAUUAGAUAUUUGUAGGUGUGGAGCUUGUUUUGUGUUGUUUUCAUAGAAAGACUGCGUGAUUGCGUUUUGAUUGACUAUUUUUAAAGGCAAAAUUGAGAAUAAAAAGCAUUUGUGAUCAAGACAACUA